CCCGCUCCGCCGCCCGAUCAGCUCCGCGCCGCUGCUGCCGCCGCUGCCGCCGCCCAUGGUGCUGCCCGGCCCGCCCGGCAUGUCCCGCUCCGAGGAGGUGCACCGCCUCACCGAGAAUGUCUACAAGACGAUUAUGGAGCAGUUCAAUCCCAGCCUCAGGAAUUUCAUUUCUAUGGGGAAGACCUACGAAAAAGCCUUAGCAAGUAUGACAUACGCAGCAAAAGGAUACUUUGAUGCUCUGGUUAAGAUGGGAGAGUUGGCCAGUGAAAGCCAAGGAUCUAAAGAACUGGGAGAUGUGCUCUUCCAGAUGGCAGAGGUCCACCGGCAGAUCCAGAACCAGCUGGAGGAGAUGCUCAAGUCCUUCCACAACGAGCUCCUGACGCAGCUGGAGCAGAAGGUGGAGCUGGACUCCCGGUACCUGAGUGCUGCGCUGAAAAAGUACCAGACAGAGCAAAGGAGCAAAGGGGACUCACUCGACAAGUGCCAGGCAGAGCUGAAGAAGCUUCGGAAGAAGAGCCAAGGCAGCAAAAACCCCCAGAAGUACUCUGACAAGGAGCUGCAGUACAUCGAAGCCAUCAGCAACAAACAAGGUGAGCUGGAAAACUACGUCUCUGAUGGCUACAAGACAGCUCUCACAGAAGAGAGGAGACGGUUCUGCUUCCUGGUGGAAAAACAAUGUGCGGUAGCCAAGAGCGCGAUCACCUACCAUGCCAAGGGGAAGGAGAUGCUGACACAGAAGCUGCCACUGUGGCAACAGUCCUGCUCGGAUCCCAACAAGAUCCCGGACCGUGCUAUCCAACUGAUGCAGCAGAUGGCUGCCAGCAGCAAUGGCACCAUUAUGCCCAGCCCUCUGUCUACAUCCAAAUCCAACCUCAUCAUCUCUGACCCCAUCCCUGGUGCCAAACCUCUCCCUGUCCCCCCGGAGCUGGCACCUUUUGUAGGACGCAUGUCGGCGCAGGAGGCCAUGCCGGUGAUGAACGGAGUCUCAGGCCCAGACAGUGACGGGUACAACCACUGGUCUGAGAUGAAGCCAGCACAGCCCAAAUCUUUAUCUCCUCCCCAGCCUCAGAAGCAGCUGAGUGACUCUUACUCCAACACACUCCCAGUUCGCAAAAACGUGCCACCGAAAAACAGCUACGCCUCAGCUGAAAACAAGACACUGCCACGCUCCAGCUCCAUGGCCGCAGGGCUCGAGAGGAACGGCAGGACGAGGGUGCAGGCCAUUUUCUCUCAUGCUGCGGGAGAUAACAGCACCCUCCUGAGCUUCAAGGAGGGUGACCUCAUCACGCUGCUGGUGCCCGAGGCCCGGGAUGGCUGGCACUAUGGGGAGAGCGAGAAAACAAAGCUGAGGGGCUGGUUUCCUUUCUCCUACACACGGGUCCUUGACAAUGACGGCAGUGAGCGGGUCCACACGAGCCUGCAGCAAGGGAAGAGCAGCAGCACCGGCAACCUGCUGGACAAGGACGACAUCGCCAUCCCGCCACCGGACUACGGCAUGGCCUCCCAAGCCUUCCCAGCACAAGGUGCCAACACCUUCAAGCAGAGGCCAUACAGCGUGGCCGUGCCUGCCUUCUCCCAGGGUCUCGAUGACUACGGGACGAGGUCCGUCAGCAGAAACCCUUUUGCCAACGUCCAGCUGAAGCCAACGGUGACGAACGACCGCUCGGCUCCACUCAUCAGCUGAUGUGCAGCGCUGGUGCCCGCUGUGCCACGUGGCACCCGCCGCCUCCUCCUCGCCACUGCAUGUCCGCCUGCCAGGACUUCAUCUUUAGGCGGAAUUUAUUUACUCCUGCUGCUUUGGAAGCCAAAGGCUCCAGCUAGUGCCCUAGUUCUUGCUUCUCUAGACCCAGCUUAUUCCCCUUGGUGGCAGAGGGUUAAACCGCUGCCCGUAGCCUGUCCUUUGCUGCACAGUGGCAGUGUGUCCCACAGUCAGGUUUGCUUCUCGGCUUAGCAGCAGCUCACCAGGUUGGGAGAACAGCCUCAGCUGGAAAAGAGCUCCCCAGAGGUGAGCUGUGCUUCGGAGCAGCAAUGGCUUUGGGGAGACGGUCUCUGUGCUCCCCCCUGCCCGGCCGGAGGGACCCCUGGUACAGGCAGGAUAGCCAGGACACCCUGUGCAAGCCAAAGGGGUGGUGGGGGCCGUAGGCAGCUCCUGUGAGACCUCGGCUCCGAGGCUGGGAGGUGGUGGGACACUGGCACCAUAGCCCCCGCCAGGACGGGGACGGCUCCGGUCUGUGUGUAUAGUCGGGAAUUACGGUACUGCUGUAAAACAUAAGCUAGGAAAAAUGAUCCUUUUUGGGGUGAGGGCUCUGUUUAAGCGUGCCUUGGGGUGCCUGGAUGCCCAGCGGGCGAAGGGGCACCCUGCUCCCCGCAGACAGGCUCUCCCAUCCAGACCUCUUGCUUGGCUGUUUGCUCUUCCUCUAUUACUAGGGCUGCAUGAGAGAGAGAGAUAGAUGUAGAUUAAAAAAAAAGAAAUAUACAUAUAUAUACACACACUUGUUAAGCUUAUUGCAGGGAUGUGCGCCCACGAGCAAGCUGCCUCCUGGGCCGAUCCCACAGCUCCCGGCUGCUGCUCGCCCCGAGCCAGCAUGGGGUCCACAUCCUCACUAUGGAAACGGGGAGAAAAGGGUUUUCCAGGCAGGAACCGUGUCUCCUGUGGGCGAGCGGUUGAAUGCUGGGCAGAGCCCGCGGAGGUUUUGCCUUUUCCGUUGUAUUUGUUGUAUUUGCACUUUCUACUCGUGAGUGCACCGGGUGCUCUGCUGGGCACCGGGCAUGCGGGUUCUGCCAGUGGGUCUCCAUGCAGGCAGGGCUCUUGCCCACUCAGAUGUGAUGGCUCGUGGCUGCUGUGUCCCCUCCGGUGGCUCUUGCUGCAGGAAGGUGGCUGCACAGGAGCUGGUUCAGUGGUCCAUGUGCUGCUGCUUCAUCUCCCGGGGCUGGAGCAGAUGGAUGGGGACCACACGGGGCAGGAGCGAGGGGCUGGGGAGCAAGGCAGCGGGUUGGGGGGGUCACAGACCUGGAAGGGGAUGCCUGGGGUCCCCUCAGCCAUUGGCCCAGUGUUGUCCUCUUCCAGCCCCCCCAGGACCCCUGUGCAGCCCCCCCAGGCUCCAGCCAGCCCCCGGGGCUCCGCUGCACCUCCUGGCAUGGUGACACCUGCAAGAUGUAACCUGAAAUAAUUUUGUAUGAGAAAAAUAUAUAAUUUAUGAACAAUAAAAUCCCCCCCGUCCCUCCCACCCCCCCUCUCACCCCCGGUGUUCCCCUUGGCUGGAGGCAUCCGCCUGGUCCUGGAGCAUCCUUGGUCUCUAUCCCGAGCCACCCUGGUCCCAGCCCGGGGCUGAUGCGCCCGCAUGUGGGCAAUGAUCUGGGCAGGAAACGGCUUAAGAUAUUUUAAAAACUUUAUUAUUGGCCCGAUGCUAUUUGACACACAUGCUGGGAGCUGUAUGGAAAUCAGCACUGAUAAAAAAUACAGCGAUUAUGACCCGUAUUGAUAAAAUAGACAAUGUAAUAAUAGCCUUUCUAUUAAAAACAACUCUCCAAGA
Messenger RNA from Strigops habroptila (Kakapo), 3533 nucleotides. RefSeq names its product BAR/IMD domain containing adaptor protein 2 (gene BAIAP2). Gene Ontology annotation, biological process: positive regulation of actin filament polymerization; actin filament bundle assembly; plasma membrane organization. The transcript is spliced from 14 exons. Gene Ontology annotation, cellular component: nucleoplasm; cytosol. Gene Ontology annotation, molecular function: cytoskeletal adaptor activity; protein binding. Lineage: Eukaryota; Metazoa; Chordata; Aves; Psittaciformes; Psittacidae. Bases 56 to 1684 code for a protein of 542 amino acids. The record is from RefSeq and is a predicted model, not a curated record.